AUGGGAUCCGGUGGCGGUGCCGCCGCCGCCGCAGUCGCCGUGCCACGCAAAGAGAAGCAGCGCUCCGCCGCUGGACACUGGCCGCAGGUGGAAGACGACGGCGUGGCGCCGGCGUCGUCGACCAAGAGGCACGCGCGCAGGGCGUGGUGCUGCGGCGGUGUCAACUUCGUGCUCGCCGCAUUCGUCAUGGUCGUGCCGCCGAUGGUUAUACUCCUCGACGCGCGUGCCAGCUCGCCGGCCGUCUGGAUUAGCUCCGUCAACGUCUUGCGGCGAGGCGACGGAUCGAUCCUCCGCUGGCCGGCGGUGGACGCGCGCGACAAGCUUCUCGGCAGCCUCCUGGCCGACGGAUCGGAGGAGGGGUCAUGCCACAGCAGGUACCAGUCCGCCAUGUACCGUCGGAACGCCGGCAGGGAGCCCUCCGCGCACCUCGUGUCCAAGCUGCGGCGGCACGAGGAGCUGCAGCGGCGGUGCGGCCCGGGCACCGCCGCGUACAGCGACGCCGUGGAGAGCCUGAGGUCGGGCAGGAGCGGCGGCGGCGGCGGCAUUGGGUCGCCGGAGUGCAGAUACCUGGUGUCCAUCUCGUACCGCGGCCUCGGCAACCGGAUCCUCGCUGCCGCGUCGGCGUUCCUGUAUGCGCUGCUCACCGACCGCGUGCUCCUCGUCGACCCCAGCAACGAGAUGGACGAGCUGUUCUGCGAGCCCUUCCCCGGCACGACGUGGCUGUUGCCGCCGGGCUUCCCGCUGACAAACUACACCAGCUUCGGCGUCAGCACCGCCGAGAGCUACGGGAACAUGCUGAAGAACAAGGUGAUCACGACCGGCGACGACGGCGACAUUCCGCCGGCGCGGCUGCCGCCGUUCGCGUACGUCCAUCUCGACCACACGGCCACCGUGGAAGACAAGUUCUUCUUCUGCGACGAGGACCAGAGGGUGAUCCGGAACAUCCCGUGGCUGGUGAUGAGGACGGACAACUACAUCGUGCCGGGGCUGUUCCUGGUCACCGGAUUCCAGCAGGAGCUCGACUCGCUCUUCCCGGAGACGGACGCCGUGUUCCACCACCUCGGCCGGUACCUCUUCCACCCGACCAACCACGUCUGGGGGCUCGUCACGCGCUACUACGACGCCUACCUCGCGACGGCGCAGCAGCGAGUCGGCAUCCAGGUGCGCGUGUUCGGCCGCCAGCCGGAGUCGCCGGAGCUGCUGGAGCAGAUCACCGCGUGCACGCAGAAGGCGAACCUUCUCCCCGAAGUGAUCGCCGCCGGAGAGCCCCUCGUCGCGCCGGCGUCCGCGCGCCGGAAGUCCACGGCCGUCCUCGUCACCUCGCUCAAGUCGUGGUACUACGAGAGGAUGAAGAGCAUGUACUGGGAGCACGCGGCGGCCGGCGCCGGCGAGGCGGUGAGCGUGCACCAGCCGAGCCACGAGGAGUUCCAGCAGUUCGGCGCCGGGUCGCACGACGCCAAGGCGUGGGCGGAGAUGUACCUGCUCAGCCUCACCGACGCGCUGGUGACCAGCGGGUGGUCGACGUUCGGGUACGUGGCGCAGGGGCUCGGCGGGCUGACGCCGUGGGUGAUGCACAAGCCGGCGAACGACUCCGCGUCCGCGGCGGCGGCCGACCGGCCGUCGCCGUGCCGGCGGGACGUGUCCAUGGAGCCGUGCUUCCACGCGCCGCCGUUCUACGACUGCAGGCUGAAGCGGGGCGCCGACACGGGGAAGAUUGUGCCGCACGUCCGCCAUUGCCAAGACGUGCAGUGGGGUUUGAAGCUCGUUCGUACGUCGUGGUGAAUAAAGUCAGUUUUUGUAGGUUGUCACGGUGUCACCCCACCCGCAUGUUGUACACUUGUAUGUUAGCAGCAUCCAUGCAAAAUGAAGUGGAUAGAAACGUUGACAGG
This is a messenger RNA of Oryza brachyantha (malo sina), 1889 nucleotides long. RefSeq names its product fucosyltransferase 2-like. Gene Ontology annotation, biological process: cell wall biogenesis; xyloglucan biosynthetic process. The coding region runs from base 1 to 1782 and encodes 593 amino acids. The transcript has 2 exons. Gene Ontology annotation, cellular component: Golgi apparatus; membrane. The record is from RefSeq and is a predicted model, not a curated record. Gene Ontology annotation, molecular function: galactoside 2-alpha-L-fucosyltransferase activity. NCBI's taxonomy places the organism in Eukaryota, Viridiplantae, Streptophyta, Magnoliopsida, Poales, Poaceae.